CCUCUCGAACUCCGUCCGCCGUAAUGACGUCAGUCCAACAUGGCGGCACACAUAGCUCGACGAGCUUCUUUACUCCGGAGUGUAAUCUUUCCACAUGCUGCAAAACUGAGGAGUGUUGUUAGAGACGUAAACAACAAUUUACAACCGACUAUAGGUUACGCGACACGAGGGACUGACAUCACACAGGAAGACCAAGUGCAUGUUCCAGUAGACCGUCUGACAGUAUCUUACAGCAGAAGCAGCGGUCCUGGUGGUCAGCAUGUCAAUAAAGUCAGCACAAAAGCAGAGAUUCGAUUCCAUUUGCUAACAGCGGAGUGGAUCCCAGAAGAAGUUCGACGCAAAAUCUUUGAAAAGAACAAAAACCGAAUCAAUAAGGCCGGGGAGCUGCUGGUGACCUCAGAGCUGAGCAGGAGUCAGCAGAGAAACCUCACUGAUUGUAUACAAAAGAUUUCUGCCAUCAUCGCUGAGGCUAGCGAGAAGCCACAUGAGCCUACAGCAGAGGACAUAGCUCUUCGGGCAGCCAGGUUACAGAAGAGGGACAAGGAGAGACUCAGACAGAAGAAGAUUAACUCGGCUAUCAAGCAGAGCAGACGACUGGAUUUUGAAUAAUUGAUUGAAUGAUAAAUAUAAACUUCUCAUGCUUGUAUUGUCAAUACUUACUUAUUAUUUAUAUUUCUUCUGUUUUUUUAGGACAAUGUAUCAAAAUGAAUGAUGCAUAAAUAAAUGUGUACACAAAAUAAAUGAAAUAAUAGGAAAUGCAUUAAAAAAUUUGGAAUAAAUGUGUACAUUGGUAAAUAAAGGUUAGCAAUAAGACAUGA
Labrus mixtus (cuckoo wrasse) is the source of this 818-nucleotide messenger RNA. RefSeq names its product mitochondrial ribosomal protein L58 (gene mrpl58). Bases 40 to 609 code for a protein of 189 amino acids. The record is from RefSeq and is a predicted model, not a curated record. Gene Ontology annotation, biological process: mitochondrial translational termination. Lineage: Eukaryota; Metazoa; Chordata; Actinopteri; Labriformes; Labridae. The transcript has 6 exons. Gene Ontology annotation, molecular function: translation release factor activity. Gene Ontology annotation, cellular component: mitochondrial large ribosomal subunit.